AACGCAGAGUUCAUCACAGAAGAAAAAAAAAAUAGAAAAGAAAAAGUUGUGCAACGUGAGAAAAGUGAACAGUUAAAAAACAUAACAAUUCGAUUGCAUUUAGCUGAAAAUAUGACGGUAAAUAAACGGGACGCGGCGAGCACAACGCGACCGCGUUGUUUUUUCGAUGUAACGCUCGGUGGCCUGAGCAUCGGUCGCAUCGUUUUCGAGUUGUUUAGCGAUGUAGCGCCCAAAACGGUUGAGAAUUUUCGUGCACUGUGUACGGGUGAAAAGGGCACCGGACUUGUCACCGGCAAGCGGCUGCACUACAAAGGUGUCAUAUUCCACCGUGUGGUCAAGGACUUUAUGGUGCAGGCGGGCGAUUUUAGUGCAGGCAACGGUACCGGCGGCGAAUCAAUUUAUGGCGGCACUUUCGAGGACGAAAGCUUUGAUAAGAAGCACGAUCGUCCCUUUCUGCUGUCGAUGGCCAAUCGUGGCAAGAAUACGAAUGGCUCGCAGUUCUUUAUUACAACACAGCCUGCACCACACUUGGACAAUAUCCAUGUUGUAUUCGGUCAUGUUAUAUCCGGUCAGGAUUUGGUGCGUCAAUUAGAGGAUCUGCCCGUCGAUCGCAACUCGCGCCCCUUGCAGGAUGCAGCCAUAGCCAACUGUGGGGAGUUAGUCAAGCAAACAAAGCCAGCCAAAAAGGAGAAGAAACGCCGAAAGCGUUCCACGGCCACGGAGGAAUCGGAAAGCGAAACGGAUGAGCAGGCAGCAAAGCAGCGCAAGGAUAAGCUAAAAAAGAAACGCUCACGCAAGGAGUCCAAAUCCAGCGACAGUGAAAACAGCGACUCGGGACGUGCUGCGCGUGGAAAUGGACGCCAGGAGCACUCUGAAGAGGAGGGCGAGAUACAUCCGUUGGUCACAUUGACGAAAAUUGAUCCCAGCGAGAUACCAGAGGUUUCCAACAAAUUCCUAAUGCGCGCUGAGAGAUCACGUUCUCGUGAGGAGCGCGGCGGUCGUGAUGUGCGUCAGCGUGAACGUGAUCGUGAUCGGGAGCGUGAUCGUGACCGUGAUCGCGAGCGUGAUCGUGAGCGUGAUCGUGAUCGUGAGGAUCGGGACAGAGGCAGAGAGCGCAAUCGCAACGCCUUCGGUUGGUCAAAAAAACAGGUGCCGACCUCGCGCAGCGGUCGCAUUGUCAAAGGACGCGGCGUCUUUCGCUUUCGCACGCCCUCACGCAGUCGAUCGAAGAGUAUCACGCCGCCGCAUUGGAAGCAUGCCCAGAAGCGCACCAUCAAGCUGUCGGAUCUGGAGCGCAUCGAGGAGGAGAACAAAAUGCGCGAGGAGGAGCUCAGGCGACGCGAGCAGGAGCGCAAGAAGCGCCACGAGGAGGCCUCCAAGGAUCCCAAAAAGUCAUUCUUUGAGCUGUCGCACGCCAGCACCUACGGCGGCAAGGUGACGCCCGAAAAGUCGCCCUCGAAACAGAAACAAACGAGCAGCAGCAGCAGCAGUGGCCAUGCCAAUGCCAAGCACAGCGGCGACUUUCAUGCACAGAAGGAUGAGGAGCGCAGCAAGCCGAGGGACACCCACGAGAAGGAGCGCGAGAAAGAGAAACCCAAAGAGGAAGCUCCGCCAAAGCGUCGCAAAUCGGUGGACAUGAACGCCUUGGACUACGAACAGCAGACAGACAGUGAGCCGGAGCCGGAGACCAGCAAGCCCCUCCAGAAGCACAGCGACUCCAAGGCGGCGCCAGCAAAGGUCAGCGAAUCGCCAGCAGAGAAUCGAAGCAAGCGCGACGAACGCAAACCCGAGGACAAGCCUCGAGAGCGCGAAAGAGCCAAGCGCAGUCGAGAACGCUCCAGUUCUCGCAAUCGCCAUAGGAGUCGGUCCCGUUCCGCUCAACGCAGACGAUCGCCGGCGCGACGCCAGCAGCGCUCACCUCCUAGACGCCAAGGCAACAAUAACAAUAACAACAAUAACAAUAACAAUAUGGGACAGCAUCAGGCCAACCGCAACCGCCGCAAUCCCUUUGCCGAUCGAGAGCGCCGCCAACGGUCGCCAGACAAUGAGUACCGCAACCGUUUCCCCCUCUCACCCAUACGCACGCGCAGCUCGCCUGGGGAACGGCGCCGUUCGAGGGAGCGUCAGCGUCGUUCACGCAGUCGAGGACGCAGACAGGAAUCGGACGAGCGCAGGCGUCAGGAGUCGCCCUCUCGAAAGCGGCAAGAGUCGCCCGAAAGGAAGCGCCAAGAGUCGCCAGUGAGGAAGCGAGAGUCGCAGGAACGCAAGCGGCGAGACUCGCCCCCGGAGCGUAAGCGUCGAGAGUCGCCGGGUCGUAGGCGCCAUGGAUCACCGGAGCGUAGGCGUAGCGGCAGCAGGGGACGGCGGGGACAUAGCCGGUCGCGGAGUAACAGUCGGCCACGGCGAAGCCAACGUACGCCUGAGCGUCGCUCGCCGGACAAGAGUCCGGCCAAGGGAUCCUCAGCCAUGUCUGCUGCAGAGCCCGAGGAUAAGGAUAAAGCCGCUCGCGAGAAAAUGCAAAAGCGCGUCGAGGCAGCGCUGCUGCUUAAGGAGCACAUGCGCAAGGAGAUCGCCAAGGAAGAGGAGCGACGAGCCGAGAAGCAGCGACAAGACGAGCUCGAAAAGGAGCGCACCACACGGGAGCUGAACGAGCUGGAGCGCCUGAAGGCAGAGACACUGAAGAAGCUGCAGGAGGAGGAGCGCGACCAGGACGAAUCGUCGGCCAGUCGAGCCAGACGCGAAAGUAGCGACAGCAGCGACACCACCAAGAAGCGCAAGCAUAAAAAGUCCAAGAAGCAGUCCACUCGCCCGCGACGAUACGAAUCGGACUAAAUGGGUGAAACGAAGGUCUUAUCAUGGACAAAUCUGAUACCAUAUUCAAAUCCAUCGUUUAGUUCAAAUAGUCAACCAAUUAAAUUAAUACACAUGAUUGCAAUUGUAAAAACUGUUCGUGAGUUCUAUGUAGUGUGACCGCCUAAUAAAAUCAAAUAAAUAUUGGCAAUUUCAGUAAAAU
This is a messenger RNA of Drosophila navojoa, 3013 nucleotides long. It is a transcript of the gene Moca-cyp, whose product is annotated as nuclear cyclophilin protein Moca-cyp. Lineage: Eukaryota; Metazoa; Arthropoda; Insecta; Diptera; Drosophilidae. Gene Ontology annotation, biological process: protein peptidyl-prolyl isomerization; protein folding. The record is from RefSeq and is a predicted model, not a curated record. Gene Ontology annotation, cellular component: cytoplasm; mitochondrion. Gene Ontology annotation, molecular function: cyclosporin A binding; peptidyl-prolyl cis-trans isomerase activity.